CCCCCACAAGUGUUAGGGUUUUACAAAAUUGAAAUUAGAAGAUGCUGGACGCCCGUACGCUUACAAAUUCAAAUUCGGGCAACCGGUCGAUCCUUACGCUCAGAAAUAUUUGGAGAAGUUAUUGUGGAAGACAGGCUUUUUGGGUCCAUGGACAUGAAAGUUUUGGUAGUGUAGAUGAUUAUGAUUCUAACAACGGAACAGAUGAUGAUCGGGAGGUUAACUUGAAGAUAUAUUCCGCGUUUGAAGGUGUAAAUUCGUUUCCUUUCAAGAGGAUCAUUUUUCAGUUUUGGCGACCGCUAGAUGACGGAGGAGGAGGAAGGCUGCUACUUGAAUCUUACCGUAACGCUUUUGCCGUUUCGCCUUAUAAUCGCCGUCUACGAGACAAUUAUAGGGUCUGUUCUACCAAAUAUCAAUAUAGUAUCGACCAAGGAGAUAAUAAGAUUAACCACCCUGCUUGGAUCAUAAACGGUGGUCCAGUCGUCACUACAUUCCUGAACCGUUUUCCAGAGGUGGUUCUGGACAUGAGGGAUCAUCAGGGGUCUCCCUUGGCUGUUUGCGGUUUGGAAUGUGAUCUAAAGUGUUGUGUGAUGCUACCUGUUUUUCAUUCUGCUUCUUCUGAAUGUGUCGGUGUUGUUGAGUGCUCUAUGAAGCAUCCCGCCCUUCUUCUUCCGAUAUUUAUCGAGUUGAAACGUGAACUAGAGAGAGUAGGCCUACUGACUAUUUUUCCUGUACAAGGAAGUUGGCCACACAAGACUAUAUCCGGCGAUAUGGAAGUCGCCAAACUCGAAAUUGAAAAGGCGUUAGAGAUUGUUUGUGAAUCACAUGACUUGACUCUUGGUCAAGUUUGGAUCCCUUAUGAACCCAACGCUUGUCAAAAGUUUCUAGUGAAACUUAGUGGGUAUUCUGUUUAUUUUGACGACGAUCCUUUGUCUUCCAUUAAAGACUUUUAUGAUAAGUUUGAUGUGAUUUCUUUGAAUACGGGUGCGGGGGGGCUCGCUUGGAAGACACUUCAAACUCAUCAACCUCACCUGUGCAGAAACAUAUAUAAGGUGAGUGAUAAUAAGGGGGUAUUGGCGUUACUCUCUGCCAAUGCCAAAUCCAAAUGUGCUUCUUUCGUGAUAUGCUUGAGGAGCGCUCACACAAGAGAACUUGACUACUCGUUUGAGUUCUUUUGGCCUUGCACUCGUAACCAUUUGCUUCUGUUGGAGACUCUGUUAUUGACUCUUAGGAACUACUUGCCAAGUUUCAAGUUUGCAUCUGGUGAACAACUUGGUGAUGAAUUAUUCGUGGUAGAUGUUGAGAGUUCUUCUUUAAGCACAACGAUCAAGAUUCUCCCAGGAAACAAAUUAUCAGAAGCACCUAAGGCAUUAAAUGAAACAAGGGCAACGGUGGGUGUGACAAGAAAGUAUACCUUGACCGACGUCAACAAUCCAGAAGGUGCUGCUGCUGAUGAUGAUCUAGCUAUAUUAGCAUCUUACAGAUACGAAUCCUUGUUAUUCUACCUCCCAAGCUCAUCCACAUUUGAAAAUGUUAUGGAGAAACUUAAUAAGGAGUUUGAGUUGGAUCCAGCUCGGAGCUACAAGGUCCAGUACGAAGUUUCUCCGGGCCAAUGGUGUGGUCUGACAUGCUUAGAGAGUUGCCAGAGAAUAGAAGACAUGGGGCUCAUUAAACUUCGUGUGCUGCCUACCGUUAGAGAAGCAGGCUGGCGGUGGAUAACCAAUACUUAAUUUUCAUUGUGUGGGAAGGGUGCACAGAAGUGGAGGUCACAUAUUUCUAGAUUCUGAACUUAAGUCCGAACGGGUUCACCUGGGAAAGAUGCACCUGAAAGACCCGAAGGACCUUUAUAAAAAAAAUUGGUAAAAGGAACACGGUAAUUGGCGAAAUUACACACUCGGGUGUAAACACAAAAAUUUCCCAGCAAGAAGGGGAUAUAUCGCCCGAUCCUUCUCCCGAAGCUCAGGGUUUAAAAAAGCCAGAAUCUGGUUAACCCUAAUAAAUUUGUCUAGUUGUUUUUGCGUCAGAACACUAAAGCUUACAAACAAGUUUUCUUUACCCGGAACCAUGAUUAAAGGAAA
Helianthus annuus (common sunflower) is the source of this 2075-nucleotide messenger RNA. RefSeq names its product protein NLP6. The coding region runs from base 42 to 1727 and encodes 561 amino acids. Gene Ontology annotation, molecular function: DNA-binding transcription factor activity. The transcript is spliced from 4 exons. The record is from RefSeq and is a predicted model, not a curated record. Lineage: Eukaryota; Viridiplantae; Streptophyta; Magnoliopsida; Asterales; Asteraceae.